UGCCAUGCCUACGGUCGGCAUAUUACGAGAUCCGCUCUUUGAGGCCCUCGGCCGCUCGUACACGGAGGACGAGUUCCAGGAGCUCUGCUUCGAGUUUGGCAUCGAGCUGGACGACGUGGAGGAGGAGGAGGACGCGGGAACAAAGACGCGCGGCGCUGCGUCCGGCGAGAAGGUGGUCACCUACAAGAUCGAGGUGCCGGCCAACCGGUACGACAUCCUGUGCCUCGAAGGGAUGAAGCGGGCGCUGCGUGUCUUCCUCGGCCUCGACAGCCCUCCGACGUACACGCUCUCGCCGCCUGAGCCGCAGCUGCGCAUCACCGUCGAGCCGCCGACGGCCGGCAUCCGUCCGUACGUGCUCUGCGCGGUGCUGCGCGGCUGCACGCUCGGCCAGCGGGCGUACAACUCGUUCCUCGACCUGCAGGACCGGCUGCACCACAACAUCGCGCGGAGGCGGACGCUCGUCGCCAUCGGCACGCACGACCUCGACAAGCUGUCUCCGCCGUUCCGCUACACGGCCCGGCCGCCAAAGGACAUCCGGUUCGUGCCUCUGGCGCAGGAGAAGGAGUUUGACGCUGAGGAGCUCUUCGCCUUCUACAACGACCCGACGCGCAACUCGCCGCUCAAGAAGUUCCUCCCCAUCCUCGCCGGCGCCUCCCACUACCCCGUGCUCUACGACUCGCAGGAUCGCGUCCUCUCGCUGCCUCCGAUCAUCAACGGGGAGCACUCGCGCAUCUCGCCGCAGACGCGGAACGUCUUCAUCGAGUGCACGUGCACGGACCUGACAAAGGGGAAGCAGGUGCUCAACACCAUCGUCGCCAUGUUCUCCGAGUACGCCUCCACCCCCUUCGCCGUCGAGCCCGUCGCUGUUCAGUACCCCGCCGGCCCCUCCCACCCCAAGCUCGCCGGCCAGACGGUCCUCACGCCCGACCUCUCCGAACGGGUGGUAAGUGCGGGGGUGGGAUACAUCCAGCGCGCGGUCGGGCUCGGCGCCGACGCGCUGCCCGCCGAGGCGAUCCCGCCGCUGCUGCGCAAGAUGAUGCUCGACGCGUCGCUCGUCGACGGCGGCGAGUCUGUCUCUGUGCGCGUGCCCAUCACGCGGCCGGACGUGAUGCACGCUUGCGACGUGAUGGAGGACGUCGCGGUGGCGUACUCGUUCAACAAGCUGCCGCGCCCGCUGCCGCCCGUCUGCUGCAUGGGGUCGCAGCAGCCCGUGACUAAGCUCACAGAGCUGAUGCGGAUCGAGCUCGCGCAGAUGGGCUUCACAGAGGCGCUCUCCUUCGCGCUCUGCUCGAGCGACGACUGCUUCUCCAAGCUGCGCCGCGAGGAGGGGGGCGCCAACCGCGCCGUCGUCAUCUCCAACCCCAAGACGGAGGAGUUUCAGGUCUGCCGCACGUCGCUGUUGCCCGGCCUGCUCAAGACGCUGGGCAAGAACAAGUCCAACCCGCUGCCGUGGAAGCUCUUCGAGGCCGCAGACGUCGUCCUGGUCGACGACGAGUCCGACGUCGGCGCCUCGAACCAGCGCCGGCUGGCGAUGGUGUACACCGGCGCGGACGGGUCGGGCUUCGAGGUGCUGCACGGCGCCGUCGAGCGCUCGCUCCUCAUGCUGGGCCCAAAGGCGUCGGGCUUCUCCAUCCGGCGCGGGAGCGACCCUGCCUACCUGGACGGCCGCUGCGCCGAGGUUGUGCUGCCGACGGGCCGCGUGGUCGGCACGUUUGGCACCGUCCACCCGGAGGUGCUCGCCAACUUUGAGCUCGAGUUCCCGACGUCGGCCGCCGACAUCGACCUGCAGUACUUCGUGUGAGGCCCACAGCGCCCGUCCGCGCGCGAGGGACGCGAGCUCGUGAGCUCACCAGCGCCCGCACCUCUCCCCCUCUCUCCUGACUCCUGUCGCACGUCUGCCCGCCUCACACCUCUCGUCUGCACGUGGUGGUAGAUGCCCGCUGAAGUUUUCUGUAUACACCUCGUAGACUG
Molecule: messenger RNA, 1971 nt
Organism: Emiliania huxleyi CCMP1516
Lineage: Eukaryota; Haptophyta; Isochrysidales; Noelaerhabdaceae
Exons: 7
Coding region: 5-1801 (598 amino acids)
Biological process (GO): phenylalanyl-tRNA aminoacylation
Cellular component (GO): cytoplasm; phenylalanine-tRNA ligase complex
Molecular function (GO): RNA binding; ATP binding; magnesium ion binding
Source: RefSeq, a predicted model, not a curated record